Messenger RNA from Puma concolor (puma), 2490 nucleotides. The record is from RefSeq and is a predicted model, not a curated record. NCBI's taxonomy places the organism in Eukaryota, Metazoa, Chordata, Mammalia, Carnivora, Felidae.
AUGGCGUUGAAAGUUUAUGUUAUUGCACAAAACAUGAACUAUGAAAACUAUGUGAGACCCAUGAGAGAUCAGUUUAUUGUGCUACACAUACUAGAGAUGAUUACCUUCACGUGGCUUUUUAAAUGGAUGCUCGCAACACGCCCAGAUUAUUCCUCAUCAGCAUGGUUACCUGGUAAUGAGUCAUUGUGGCAGGCCACAGCUGUUCCAUCCAACCAUCGAAAUAAUCAUAUCAGGAGACAUAGUAUAACUUCUGACAGUGGUGACACCGGCAUUGGAACUUCUUGUUCUGACAGCGUGGAAGAUCAUUCAACCUCAAGUGGCACAUUAUCUUUUAAGCCUAGUCGGUCGUUGGUUACUCUUCCUACUGCCCAUGUCAUGCCGUCUAACUCCAGCGCUACAGUUUCCAAACACAGGGAAUCAUUGACGUCAGAUGGCUCAAAAUGGAGUACUAGCCUCAUGCAAGCAUUGGGAAACCACAGUAGGGGAGAACAGGACUCUUCACUAGACAUGAAGGACUUCCGGCCCCUCCGGAAAUGGUCAUCUUUAUCCAAACUCACUGCCUCGGAUAACUUCAGCCAGGGUGGCAUUGUACACACUGAAGAGUCAAGGAGUGGUUUGGAAAAGACAGGGAGAGGCAAGGUUUUAACCUCGCAACUAAGAACAAUUGGGCCUAGCUGCUUACAUGAUAGUAUGGAGAUGCUUAAACUAGAAGACAAGGAAAUAAAUAAAAAACGAUCGUCAACUCUGGACUGCAAAUAUAAAUUUGAGAGCUGUAGCAAAGACGACUUUAGAGCUUCCUCCUCCACCCUUAGGAGACAGACCUUAGACAUGACAUACAGUGCCUUACCUGAAAGCAAGCCCAUUAUGACAAAUGCAGAGGCUUUUGAACCUCCGAAAUAUUUACUGCUUGGUCAGCAGGCAGUAGGUGGAGUCCCCAUUCAACCUUCUGUGAGGACACAGAUGUGGCUUACGGAGCAGUUGCGGACAAACCCAUUGGAAAAUAGAACUACAGAGGACUCUUACAGUUUAGCUCCUUGGCAACAGCAGCAAAUUGAAGAGUUUCGACAAGAAAAUGAAACACCAGUGCAGGUUUUGACCGGAUCCUCUCGUCAAAGUUAUUCACCUUCUGGCUAUCAGGAUUUCAGUAAGUGGGAAUCAGUGCUGAAAAUAAAAGAAGGACUGCUAAGGCAGAAAGAAAUUGUAAUUGAUCGGCAGAAGCAGCAAAUUAGCCACUUACACGAGAGGAUAAGGGAUAAUGAAAUACGGGCACAACAUGCCAUGUUAGGACAUUAUGUGAACUGUGAAGAUUCUUUUGUGGCUAGUUUGCAGCCACAGUAUGAGAACAGUUCACUCCAAACUCCAUUUUGUGAUCAGUCAGUAUCCCAUUCCCAGCAAGAGGAACUUGAGCAAAAGCUUGCAUCUACUGAAAAAGAGGUUUUACAGCUCAACCAGUUUCUCAAACAAAGAAUAAGCCAAUUUAGUGAAGAAAAGAAGAAACUGGAGGAAAAGCUUAAAACCAGAGAUAGAUAUAUCAGUAGCCUGAAAAAGAAAUGUCAGAAGGAAUCCGAACAAAAUAAAGAAAAGCAGAGAAGAAUUGAGACCUUGGAAAAGUAUCUGGCUGAUCUUCCAACUCUAGAUGAUGUACAGAGUCAGAGUCUUCAGCUUCAGAUUCUAGAAGAAAAAAAUAAGAAUUUGCAAGAGACUCUGCUGGAUGCAGAAAAAAAGCUUGAAGAGAUCAAAAAACAGUGUCAAGAAAAAGAGGCACAACUAAUAUGCCAGAAAAAGAAAGAAAAGGAGUUGGUAACUACAGUUCAGAGCUUGCAGCAAAAAGUAGAAAGAUGCCUUGAAGAUGGAAUUCGCCUUCCCAUGUUAGAUACAAAACAGCUUCAAAAUGAAAAUGAUACCCUGAGAGAACAAAAUGAGAAUGCUAGUAAGAUAAUAGACAGCCAACAAGAUGAGAUUGAAAGGAUGAUUUUAGAAAUUCAGUCUAUGCAAGGGAAGCUUUCUAAAGAAAAAUUGACUACUCAAAAGAUGAUGGAAGAGCUGGAAAAGAAAGAAAGAAACCUACAGAGAUUAACAAAAACAUUGCUUGAUAACCAAAGACAAACAGAAGAGACGUGCUCUUUAUUGGAUCAAGGCCAGGAAGGAGACCAAUCCAGGCAGCAGACAGUACUCACUAAAUGGCCACUAUCUGAUUUGAGUGUGAUUGAUCAGCUGUUCAAGGAAAUGUCCUAUUGUUUGUUUGACUUGAAGGCAUUGUGUAGUAUUCUUAAUCAGCGUGCUCAGGGCAAGGAGCCUAAUCUUUCCUUAUUACUGGGAAUCAGAUCAAUGAACUGUUCAGCUGAAGAGACUGAGAAUGACUACAGCCCAGAGACACUCACUAAAAAAUUGUCAGAUGUAUGCCAGUUACGGAGGGACAUUGACGAAUUAAGGACUACAAUAUCAGACCGCUAUGCUCAGGACAUGGGAGACAACUGCAUUACCCAAUGA